Molecule: messenger RNA, 2597 nt
Organism: Pieris rapae (cabbage white)
Lineage: Eukaryota; Metazoa; Arthropoda; Insecta; Lepidoptera; Pieridae
Gene: carmine
Product: AP-3 complex subunit mu-1
Exons: 10
Coding region: 123-1373 (416 amino acids)
Biological process (GO): endocytosis; intracellular protein transport
Cellular component (GO): clathrin adaptor complex; cytoplasmic vesicle
Source: RefSeq, a predicted model, not a curated record
UGUAUAUGUAAAUUGUAAAUAUUGAAUGCAAUUGUAAUUUAAAAUAGUUUGCUAUCUUACUUUAACUUACUUUGAUCUGAAAAAAAUAUAAAAAAAUCGUGUUUUAAUAAAACUUAUUAAAUAUGAUUCAUAGUUUAUUCAUAAUAAACCCAUCUGGAGAUGUGUUUCUUGAAAAACACUGGAGAAGUGUUAUACCCCGAUCUGUUUGUGAUUAUUAUCUGGAAGCGCAGAGAGCCUCACCAAAUGAUGUCCCACCAGUUUUAGCAGCUCCUCACCAUUAUUUAAUAUCUAUUCAAAGAGGUGGGGUAGCACUUGUAGCUGUAAGUAAGCAAGAGGUUGCACCACUUUUUGUUAUUGAAUUCUUACACAGGGUAGUUGAUACAUUUCAGGAUUAUUUUUCAGAUUGUACAGAGACUAUUAUUAAAGAGAAUUAUGUUGUUGUGUAUGAGUUGUUGGAUGAAAUGUUAGACAAUGGAUUCCCUCUUGCGACAGAGAGUAAUAUAUUAAAAGAACUGAUUAAACCACCAAACAUACUCCGAACAAUUGCUAAUACUGUAACUGGUAAAUCAAAUGUAUCCUCAAUAUUACCAUCUGGUCAGCUCUCAAAUGUACCAUGGCGUAGAUCAGGUGUCAAAUAUGCUAAUAAUGAAGCAUAUUUUGAUGUUGUGGAGGAAGUUGAUGCUAUUAUUGAUAAAAGUGGUGCAACUGUUUCUGCUGAAAUACAAGGAUAUGUUGAUUGUUGUAUUAAAUUAAGCGGAAUGCCAGAUCUAACUUUAACAUUUGUGAAUCCAAGACUAUUUGAUGAUGUAUCAUUCCAUCCUUGUGUUAGAUUUAAGAGAUGGGAGUCUGAAAGAAUCCUUUCUUUCAUACCACCGGACGGCAACUUUCGAUUAAUGUCAUAUCACGUAGGCUCACAAAGUGUGGUGGCUAUACCAAUAUAUGUGAGACACAAUCUUGUACUUAAAUCCAAUGGAGAUCAGGGCAGACUUGACUUGACUGUUGGACCGAAACAAACAAUGGGACGGACGCUAGAAAAUGUAUCGCUUGAAAUCUGUAUGCCGAAAUGUGUGUUGAAUUGUUCCCUGACGGCCAAUCAAGGAAAGUAUUCCUAUGAUCCCGUCAGCAAAAUUCUGAUAUGGGAAAUCGGACGUGUGGAACUGCCAAAAUUGCCCAAUAUUAGGGGAACGGUAUCGGUUGCAUCUGGAGCAGAUACAUCAGGUGCAAAUCCAAGCAUCAAUGUACACUUGACGAUACCGGCGUUAGCAGUAAGCGGCUUGCGUGUGAGUCGUCUAGAUAUGUAUGGAGCUAAAUAUAAGCCGUUUAAGGGUGUAAAGUACGUCACUAAAGCGGGAAAAUUCCAUAUACGUAUGUGAUGUAAAUAGUUCUUUUAGGUUUAUAAGCCUUACUUUAUAUUAAAAAUUUAUACAUUAUAGUCAUUAAAAUUGUGAACCAGCCGUACUAAAAAGAUAUUGUAUUUGCUCGUAUUAAAUGACUAACUGUCGAAGAGUUUUAAAAAGUUUAGAUUCCAGAUUAAAAUUAGUCCAGUUACUACUACUAGGUAGUUUUUACAUUUAAAAUAUAAAACAUCCGUUCUACGUAUCCCUAUAGCAAUUAAUUAUUUUUAUUAGAACACUGGACUCAUUCCAAUUUUUUAAAAAAUUUCAUUAGAAUUAAGAAAUUGGUUUUAUACUUUUCAGCUGCCAUUUAAAUGUUAUAAAUAAGAUCUUAUUAGCUUUCCCUCAUCAUCAGUGAAAAUAACGUCACGCUUAGGAAAAAAUACGAAACGGUAUUACCACUUUGUUUCUAUAAUAAUAAGCGCCUCUUGGCUCCCUUUAUUAGAUACAUUUCUAAACACAAUAAUCUUAGCACAAAGAAUUUGUGUAGUAAACUUAACAAAUUUUGUAAAACAGCUAAACUAAACUAGCUGUUACCCCCGCGAAAUUCGUUUCGUUUUAAUAUGUAUUUUAAUAAGCCUACUUUCUGAGUAGCUACAUACCAAUAUAUAAAACCUUUUUCCUUGACACCCUAUUGAGAGUGUUCGCUUAUCCGGAAUAAAAACCUAAGUACUAUUAUUAUUAUUGUAUCUUAUUUUGUCACUCAAUUUAAUAGGCUCCACAGUUUAAUUUCAUUAGUUUAUAAUAUUAGUGUAAAAGACAGGGUCUUCCAUAUUUUGGGCCCGUGCAAUUUGUUUAUCAUUUUAUAUAAUUAAUGUCUACAUGUUAUACAAUUAAACUUAAUAUAGUGAAUUGUAGGAGAAUACUUAAUAAGGAUGGUCAUUCUAAUCACUAAUGCAUUAAAAUAUAUGUUUACACAGUUUGUAAGUGGUGGUUAAAGAAUUUCUUUAUUUUAGAAGGAAACUAAGACAUGUUGUCCCUUUAACAUGUGAAAUAUGUUCAUUUACUUCAUAUAUAAUAUGUAUUGAAAUUUGAAGUGGAGUGAAGUAAUGACCAUCGUUCUUUAUCCUUGUUUUAUUAGUCAUAAAUAUAAAUUCCCGUAUAUAGAAAAUUCCCUUUCUUUAAUUCAAGUUGAAUGUAUAAGCAUUUAGGCUAAAUAUGUGGUUAAUUUAUCUUAUGUUGAAUAAAAAUUUUUUUUGGGUA